Messenger RNA from Phytophthora infestans T30-4, 1681 nucleotides. RefSeq names its product regulator of chromosome condensation (RCC1)-like protein. The record is from RefSeq and is a predicted model, not a curated record. Gene Ontology annotation, cellular component: cytoplasm. Lineage: Eukaryota; Oomycota; Peronosporomycetes; Peronosporales; Peronosporaceae. The coding region runs from base 16 to 1599 and encodes 527 amino acids. Gene Ontology annotation, molecular function: guanyl-nucleotide exchange factor activity. The transcript has a single exon.
CGACAAGCCGCAACGAUGAAGCGCGGACGUGUCGAUGUCGGUGUGUCCAAGGAGCAGUACGAGGCAUCUCUCGCUGCACCGGCAGACUCGCAUGACGAAGUUGGACCCUUCCCUCGCGCCCCAACGCAGGUACUUCAGGCACGCAAGAUCGUGUUAGCCACGCCGACCUCUUGCUCUCAGGAAGCAGCCCGACAGCUCGCUGCGCUCAACCGCGCUUUCUUGGCCAACCUAAAGGCGCAAUGGGUGCACAACAAGACUGAUAGCUGGACGCAGAACAUGAAGGAGUAUAUCAGCUACGCGCGCGAGAUCAAUGCCAAGUUCGGCGCCCACGCCGGCCAAAUGCUGACCUUCGGCAGCGGUGACUGUGGCCAGCUCGGCCACGGCGUGGAGAAGGACAAAGACCUCAUGGUCGAGUUCCCGCUUGUUGUUCGCCCUCUGGUCAAGCUUGAGAUUGUCCGUGUGGCCUGUGGCGGUCUCCACUCGGCCGCUAUCACUUCGGCCGGAGAAGUGUUCACAUGGGGAUGCGACGACGAUGGAGCAUUAGGCCGCGUCGGAGACGAGAACAUCCCGACCAAGGUGACCGGCUUCGGUCCGCAGCAGGCCACGGCUGUUCAGGUUGUGGGCGGCGAUUGCCACACGGCCGUCGUGACGCUGGCAGGCAAGGUCUAUACGUGGGGUUGCUACCGUGACAAGGAGGGCAAGCAGUGGUGCGACGCACCUUCGGCUAAGGAUGCGUUCAAGAAGAAGCAGACGGAGCCUUUCUUAAUCAAAGCCCUGGACAACAUCGCUGAUGUCCGCUGUGGCAGCUCGUUCAACCUGGCGCGUACGAACGACGGCCGUGUGUACUCAUGGGGACUGGGAGAAAUGGGCCAGCUCGGACGUACCGUGGAUGACCAAAUGAAGGACUUCAAAGGUGAUUACAAGGUUGACAUGGUGUACAAUGAUCACCUUCAGCCGAAGCCGGUGACGCUCGGCAAUGACCCGCUCCCGGUGGUUAAGGCCAUUGGCUGUGGCUCGUACCACAGUCUGUUCGCUUUGAGCUCGAAUGGAUACCUGUACACGUGUGGUCUAAACAAUUACGGCCAGUUGGGAAUCGGUAACACUGAAAACUGCACUGAGCUUCAACUGGUUGAAGAUUUGAGCUCCAAGAACGUCGCGUAUGUGGACGGAGGCUCUCAUCACUCGGUUGUUCUCACUAUUGACGGCGAUGUAUACACGUUUGGUCGCGCUGACUCGGGUCAGCUCGGUAUGCUCGAAACUUGCAGCACCGGCGAUUUCAAGGACCGUCCACAGAAGGUGACAAUUCCAAAGCCCAAGGACGGUGGCUCACGUCAGGUUUGCAUGAUCUCCUCGGGAUCGAACCACACUCUUGCAUUAACUGAGAGCAACGCAAUCUUCUCUUGGGGAUACGGCGACAUGCUGGCACUAGGCAACGGAGUAGACCGUGACGAAAACAAACCGUACCAAGUGGACUGGUCGAAGGCCACAAAUGGUAAAGACAAGAAAGGCAAGAAGAUGGUGUUUGGCAAGGCAGAGUUUCUUCAGGUCGAAGCUGGUGGCCAACAUAGCGCCGUGUUGGCAAGAUCCACUGACGAGUAGGUCUCAUCUGACAACCCACCGCCUGUUGCUAUGAGCGCGUAGUUGUCUUGAAUAACCUAAGCCAAAAACAUGUUUGAUCUUU